CGCGCGCCCGGGCGGGCCGCUGGCUGGGAAGAUGGCGGCGGAAGCCCGGGCCAGGGCCGCGGCGGAGCGGGCCCCGGGUGUCCCGGGUGCGCGGCCCAGGGCCGGCGCCGGGCCAUGAGCGCGCCGCCCUCGAGUCCCCGAGCCGCGGAGCCCGCCCGCGCCCCUCGGGCCGCCCCGCGCCUCUCGCCAUGGCGCGGCUCGCGGACUACUUCGUGCUGGUGGCGUUCGGGCCGCACCCGCGCGGGAGUGGGGAAGGCCAGGGCCAGAUCCUGCAACGCUUCCCAGAGAAGGACUGGGAGGACAACCCCUUCCCCCAGGGCAUUGAGCUGUUUUGUCAGCCCAGUGGGUGGCAGUUGUGCCCUGAGAGGAACCCACCGACCUUCUUUGUUGCCGUCCUCACUGACAUCAACUCUGAGAGGCACUAUUGCGCUUGCUUGACCUUCUGGGAGCCAGUGGAGCCCACACAGGAAGCGGUGUGCACCACGGAGGAUGCCAUGGAGAGGGAGGAGGAGGCAGAUGAGGGAGGCCGGGUGCGGCUGCUGACUGCAGCACCAGCCCAGGCUGGCCAGCUCUUCGCUCCAAAGACCCUGGUGCUGGUAUCACGACUGGACCAUACGGAGGUGUUCAGGAAUAGCCUUGGUCUCAUCUAUGCCAUCCACGUGGAGGGCCUGAACGUGUGCCUGGAGAAUGUGAUUGGGAACCUACUGACGUGCACCGUCCCUCUGGCUGGUGGAUCACAGAGAACCAUCUCUUUGGGGGCCGGUGACCGGCAGGUCAUUCAGACCCCACUGGCUGACUCACUACCUGUCAGCCGUUGCAGUGUGGCCCUGCUUUUUCGCCAGCUGGGCAUCACCAAUGUGCUGUCUUUGUUCUGUGCUGCCCUCACGGAGCACAAGGUCCUCUUCCUGUCCCGGAGCUACCAGCGGCUUGCAGAUGCCUGCAGGGGCCUCCUGGCACUGCUGUUCCCUCUUCGAUACAGCUUCACUUAUGUGCCCAUCCUGCCGGCACAGCUGCUGGAGGUCCUUAGCACACCCACACCCUUCAUCAUUGGGGUCAACGCAGCCUUCCAGGCGGAGACCCAGGAGCUGCUGGAUGUGAUUGUUGCUGAUCUUGAUGGAGGGACAGUGACUGUCCCUGAGUGUGUGCACAUUCCACCCCUGCCGGAGCCAUUACAGAGCCAGACCCACAAUGUUCUGAGCAUGGUCCUGGAUCCAGAGCUGGAACUUGCCGACCUUGCCUUCCCCCCACCUACAACGUCCUCGUCCUCCCUGAAGAUGCAGGACAAGGAGCUCCGAGCCGUCUUUCUUCGGCUUUUUGCUCAGCUCCUGCAGGGCUACCGAUGGUGCCUGCACAUUGUGCGCAUCCACCCAGAGCCUGUCAUCCGCUUUCAUAAGGCAGCUUUCUUGGGCCAGCGUGGGCUAGUGGAAGAUGAUUUCCUGAUGAAGGUGCUGGAGGGCAUGGCCUUUGCAGGCUUUGUGUCGGAGCGUGGGGUUCCCUACCGCCCCACGGACCUAUUUGAUGAGCUGGUGGCCCAUGAGGUGGCACGGAUGCGAGCAGAUGAAAACAACCCCCAGCGGGUUCUGCGUCACGUUCAGGAAUUGGCAGAGCAGCUCUAUAAGAAUGAGAACCCAUAUCCAGCUGUGGCGAUGCACAAGGUGCAUCGGCCAGGUGAGGCCAGUCACCUGCGGCGGGUACCCCGACCCUUCCGGCUGAACGAAGGCACCGUGCAGUGGAUUGUGGACCAGGCUGCAGCCAAGAUGCAGGGUGCACCCCCAGCUGUGAAGGCCGAGAGGAGGACCACUGUGCCCUCAGGGCCCCCCAUGACUGCCAUACUAGAGCGGUGCAGCGGGCCACACGUCAACAGUGCCCGCCGGCUGGAAGUGGUGCGAAACUGCAUCUCCUACGUGUUUGAAGGGAAGAUGCUUGAGGCCAAGAAGCUGCUUCCAGCCGUACUCAGGGCUCUGAAGGGGCGAGCUGCCCGCCGCUGCCUGGCCCAGGAACUGCACCUGCAUGUGCAGCAGAACCGGGCGGUCCUGGACCACCAGCAGUUCGAUUUUGUCGUCCGGAUGAUGAAUUGCUGCCUGCAGGACUGCACCUCCCUGGAUGAACACGGCAUCGCGGCUGCCCUGCUGCCCCUUGUUACAGCCUUCUGCCGGAAGCUGAGCCCAGGUGUGACGCAGUUUGCCUACAGCUGCGUGCAGGAGCACGUGGUGUGGAGCACCCCGCAGUUCUGGGAGGCCAUGUUCUAUGGAGAUGUACAGACCCACAUCCGUGCCCUCUACCUGGAGCCUUCUGAGGACCAGGCUCCCUCCCAGGAGGCUGGGGAGGCGCCAUCCCAGGAGGACCAGCGCUCUGCCCUGGACGUGGCUUCGGAACAGCGGCGCUUGUGGCCCACCUUGAGUCGUGAGAAGCAGCAGGAGCUGGUGCAGAAGGAGGAGAGCACAGUGUUCAGCCAGGCUAUCCACUACGCCAACCGCAUGAGCUACCUCUUGUUGCCUCUGGACAGCAGCAAGAGCCGCCUUUUGCGGGAGCGGGCAGGGCUGGGUGACCUGGAGAGUGCCAGCAACAGCCUGGUCACCAACAGCAUGGCCGGCAGUGUGGCUGAGAGCUAUGACACAGAGAGUGGCUUUGAGGAUGCAGAGACCUGCGACGUGGCUGGGGCCGUGGUCCGCUUUAUCAACCGCUUUGUGGACAAGGUCUGCACAGAGAGCGGCGUCACCAGUGACCAUCUCAAAGGGCUGCAUGUCAUGGUGCCAGACAUCGUCCAGAUGCACAUUGAGACCCUGGAGGCCGUGCACCGUGAGAGCAAGAGGCUGCCCCCCAUCCAGAAGCCUAAGCUGCUGCGGCCACGCCUCUUGCCUGGUGAGGAGUGUCUCCUGGAUGGUCUUCGCGUGUACCUGCUGCCCGACGGGCGUGAGGAGGGCGCAGGUGGCAGUGCAGGGGGCCCUGCACUGCUCCCAGCUGAGGGUGCUGUCUUCCUCACCACAUACCGAGUCAUCUUCACAGGGAUGCCCACUGACCCACUGGUCGGGGAACAGGUGGUGGUCCGCUCCUUCCCGGUGGCUGCACUGACCAAGGAGAAGCGCAUUAGUGUCCAAACCCCUGUGGACCAGCUCCUGCAGGAUGGCCUGCAGCUUCGCUCCUGCACGUUCCAGCUGCUGAAGAUGGCCUUUGACGAGGAGGUGGGGUCUGACAGCGCUGAGCUCUUCCGCAAGCAGCUGCAUAAGCUGCGGUACCCGUCAGACAUAAGGGACACCUUUGCUUUCACCCUGGGCUCCUCCCACACAUCUGGCCGGCCAUCCAGGGUUACCAAGGACAAGAGUCCUUCUUUCAGAACCUUUUCCCGGAACCUGGUUAAGAAUGCCAAGAAGACCAUGGGGCGGCAGUAUGUCACUCGGAAGAAGUACAACCCCCCGGGCUGGGAGCAUCGGGGCCAGCCACCCCCUGAGGACCAGGAGGAUGAGAUCUCGGUGUCAGAGGAGCUGGAGCCCAGCACACUGACCCCAUCUUCAGCCCUGAAGCCCUCCGACCGCAUGACCAUGAGCAGUCUGGUGGAGAGAGCAUGUUGCCGUGACUACCAGCGCCUUGGCCUUGGCACCCUGAGCAGCAGUCUGAGCCGGGCCAAGUCUGAGCCCUUCCGCAUCUCCCCAGUCAACCGCAUGUACGCCAUCUGCCGCAGCUAUCCAGGGCUGCUGAUCGUUCCCCAGAGCAUCCAGGACAAUGCCCUACAGCGUGUGUCCCGCUGCUACCGCCAAAACCGCUUCCCUGUGGUCUGCUGGCGCAGCGGGCGCUCCAAGGCUGUGCUGCUGCGUUCCGGCGGCCUGCACGGCAAGGGUGUGGUUGGCCUCUUCAAGGCCCAGAACGCACCUUCUCCAGGCCAGUCCCAGGCAGACUCCAGCAGCUUGGAGCAGGAGAAGUACCUGCAGGCCGUGGUCGGCUCCAUGCCCCGCUACGCUGACGCAUCAGGACGAAACACACUUAGUGGCUUCUCCUCAGCCCAUAUGGGCAGUCACGUGCCCAGCCCCAGAGCCAGGGUCACCACGCUGUCCAACCCCAUGGCGGCCUCGGCCUCCAGAUGGACUGCGCCCCGAGGUAAGCGGGGCAGCGUCCGGGCUAGUGGGCGCAGUGGUGGGCUCGGAGCCGACGUGGGCUCCCGGCUAGCUGGCAGAGAUGUCCUGAGCCCCCCACAGGCCAACGGUGCCCCCCCUGACCCAGGCUUCCUGCGGCCCCAGCGUGCAGCUCUUUAUAUCAUUGGGGACAAAGCUCAGCUCAAGGGUGUGCGGCCAGACCCGCUCCAGCAGUGGGAGCUGGUGCCCAUCGAGGUGUUUGAGGCAAGGCAGGUGAAGGCUAGCUUCAAGAAGCUGCUUAAGGCCUGCGUCCCGGGCUGUCCUGCUACCGAACCUGGCCCAGCUUCCUUCCUGCGCUCGCUAGAGGACUCGGAAUGGCUGAUCCAGAUUCACAAGCUGCUGCAGAUAUCGGUGCUGGUGGUGGAGCUCCUGGACUCGGGCUCCUCUGUCCUGGUGAGCCUGGAGGACGGCUGGGACAUCACUACCCAGGUGGUGUCCCUGGUGCAGCUGCUCUCAGACCCCUUCUACCGCACGCUGGAGGGCUUCCGCCUGCUGGUGGAGAAGGAGUGGCUGUCUUUUGGUCAUCGGUUCAGCCACCGCGGGGCUCACACCCUAGCAGGGCAGAGCAGUGGCCUCACUCCCGUCUUCCUGCAGUUCCUAGACUGUGUGUACCAGGUCCACCUACAGUUCCCCAUGGAGUUUGAGUUCAGCCAGUUCUACCUCAAGUUCCUCGGUUACCACCAUGCGUCUCGCCGUUUCCGGACCUUCCUGCUUGACUCUGACUAUGAGCGCAUCGAGCUGGGGCUGCUGUAUGAGGAGAAGGGCGAGCGCAGGGGCCAGCUGGCGUGCAGGUCCGUGUGGGAGUACGUGGAGCGACUGAGCAAGAGGACCCCCGUGUUCUACAACUACAUGUACGCCCCUGAGGACACAGAGGUCCUGCGGCCCUACAGCAACGUGUCCAACCUGAAGGUGUGGGACUUCUACACUGAGGAGACGCUGUCUGAGGGGCCCCCCUACGACUGGGAGCUGGCCCAGGGACCCCCCGAGCCCCCAGAGGAGGAACGGCCAGAUGGAGGUGCUCCUCAGAGCAGGCGCCGCGUGGUGUGGCCCUGCUAUGACAGCCGCCCUCGGGUCCAGCCCGAUGCCAUCUCACGCCUGCUGGAGGAGCUGCAGCGGCUGGAGACAGAGUUGGGUCGACCCCCAGAGCGCUGGAAGGACACCUGGGACCGGGUGAAGGCUGCACAGCGCCUCGAAGGCCGGCCAGAUGGACGUGGCACCCCCAGCUCUUUACUCGUGUCCAGCGUGCCCCACCACCGCCGCUCCCUGGGUGUGUACCUACAGGAGGGGCCUGUGGGCUCCACCCUGAGCCUCAGCCUGGACAGUGACCAGAGCAGUGGCUCGACCACAUCCAGCUCCCGCCAAGCUGCCCGCCGCAGCACCAGCACCCUGUACAGCCAGUUCCAGACGGCCGAGAGCGAAAACAGGUCCUAUGAGGGCACCCUCUACAAGAAGGGGGCCUUCAUGAAGCCCUGGAAAGCCCGCUGGUUCGUGCUGGACAAGACCAAGCACCAGCUGCGUUACUACGACCACCGAGUAGACACCGAGUGCAAGGGUGUCAUCGACCUGGCGGAGGUGGAGGCUGUUGCGCCUGGCACGCCCACCAUGGGUGCCCCUAAGACUGUGGACGAGAAGGCCUUCUUUGACGUGAAGACCACGCGUCGCGUUUACAACUUCUGUGCCCAGGAUGUACCCUCGGCCCAGCAGUGGGUGGACCGGAUCCAGAGCUGCCUGUCGGACGCCUGACCUUCCUGGCCCUGCCUGGGCUGCUCUGCUUCCAGUCGUUACAGACCACUAGGGGUGGGCAGGGCCGCCCCGGCCAUGUUUACAGCCCCGGCCCUCGACAGUAUUGAGGCCCCGAGCCCCGAGCCCCCAGCACUUGUGUGUACAGCCCCCGCCCCGCCCCGCCCCGCUCCGCCCGGCCGGCUCUAACUUAUUGUUGUGUCAUGGCUGAGUGCCGUGCCGGGACGCGGCCAUGGUACGGCCCUGUGAUGGGCCUGUAAAUAGCCCAGCCCUGCCCAGCCCUGUUGGCGUGCUGACCCCGGCCGGCCAGCCGCAGGUGAACUGUUUCUAGAACCAGAGUCUAUAUAAAGAGAGAACUAACGGCUGCUCGUGUCCUGCUCGCCCACGCCCCUAGCUAGCAGUCCCAUGCCCUGCCAGCCCUCGGCCUGCCCCGUCCCAUCCCCAGAUCCACCGGUCCCCCGCGGCGUGGGUGGGAAGUUGGCAGCUUCUCAUGGUCCUUUUUGGUGCUGGGCCCACUCACCUCAAGAGUUCAUGUCCCUGGGAGCAGCUUUGGUCUGGGAGGGUGACCUAAUGAGGAUCUUGCUUCAUGUGUGGCCCCCUUAUCCCCCAGGCCUCAGGGAUGGUCUUGGGGCUGGUGUGCCACAGAAAAGGCCCCUGUCCCUAUCUUAGCAGCUCUGGGGCAGAGUCCAGCAACCAGGAGGCUCCAGGAAAGGGGUGUAGUGAAGAGAAGGGAGGCUGGGUCCUAUGCAGAGAGUGGUCUGCGGGAGGGGCGGAGGAGAGUGGGCUCCCAGGGGUGAGGGUCCCUAGGCAGUAGGGAAGGGGAGCCGCUGGCAGAGUGAGGCUGGUGCCCAUAGGGACCUAAUGGGUCUCCGUUCUUGGGGCUCUUGCUGCUGACAUCCACCCUGCCCCUUCCCCGAGGUCCCCUCUCAGGCAUGGGGAUCUCUGCUGCUGGCCCUGUUACUCACUCCCCUGUUGACAGAGUCCCACCAGGACCAGGUUUACCUGCCACAGGAUGGGUGGGGGCCCCCCAAGGUGGGCAGAGGGAGGUGGAUGUUGCAAAGGCUGAGGCAACAUCUGAGUGACCACUUGUGUUGGGUGGUGGUCUUGGGUGGUAGCCACUGGUGGCCUGGCCCCAGGGGCUGGUGGUAGGAGACCAGCCUGUGGCUGCCGAGCCCAUGGAGCUCAUGGGUUGUGGGGGAGCUGCAGUCAGAGCAGGGAACUGACUGAAUGCACUGGCCUGCCAGUAAACCUGAGUGUGGCCAGGCCCAGGGCAGCACCUCCGGGCCGCGAGAGGACCAGGGGCUGAGGCACUGCUGGGAGAGAGCUGUGGGCCCAGAGCUGGUGGGUCCCUCUGGCUGAGUCAGGGUGGGGCCUGGGGCACCCUCGGCCUGCCUGUUGGGGGUUGAAGUGUGUGACUUGAUUCUUAGGUAACUCAAUCGCCUCUGGGGCAGAACUCCACAGCUGGCCGUGGCCUAACCACAACCCUUUGUCGAGGGCCUGGGGCAGCAAAGAUGCUGGAGGUGACCUCCCCACUCCCCUCUCCAGGCUUGCAGCUUAAGCACACGCGGGCGGGUCAGUAAGAAUGCUGUGACUUUUAUUGGGGUCAGGGGCUUGGCGUGCCCUGUCAGAUGAUCAGAACAUUAAAAAAGAAUUCAAUGUAGAAUCGCCCUGCAGACCCUUCCAGGACAGUGCAGCCCAGUCUCCAAGCCCUCAGCACCCUGCUGUGCCUGCUCUACAGGCCUGAGGUCGGCUCUUGCCAGGAUCCUGCCCACCCACCCCAGGAUGCUGGCCUGCCCUCCUGGCCCCAGGGGACACCCACCAGGCCCAGA
Sciurus carolinensis (gray squirrel) is the source of this 7696-nucleotide messenger RNA. It is a transcript of the gene Sbf1, whose product is annotated as SET binding factor 1. Lineage: Eukaryota; Metazoa; Chordata; Mammalia; Rodentia; Sciuridae. The record is from RefSeq and is a predicted model, not a curated record.